Molecule: messenger RNA, 1664 nt
Organism: Rhododendron vialii
Lineage: Eukaryota; Viridiplantae; Streptophyta; Magnoliopsida; Ericales; Ericaceae
Product: calcium uniporter protein 4, mitochondrial-like
Exons: 2
Coding region: 123-1190 (355 amino acids)
Biological process (GO): calcium import into the mitochondrion; mitochondrial calcium ion homeostasis
Cellular component (GO): uniplex complex; mitochondrial inner membrane
Molecular function (GO): calcium channel activity; uniporter activity
Source: RefSeq, a predicted model, not a curated record
AUUUAUGACGGAAAUAUUCUCUUUCUGAGUCUCUCUCCGUCACCCUAUAUAUAUAGAGAGAAUUCAGCCUCCCCUGAAUCAUCGGAGCGCUCUCUCUCUCUCUCUCUCUCUCUCUCUCAUCAAUGGCGCUUCGAAGAGCACUAUCCAAGCGUUUAUUCAACAAAAACAGAGACUCCUCUCCACCCCUAGCCCUCAACCAUUCCCCUAAUCCGUCUCCAAAUGCUGCUAAAACAAACUUCCACCGCGAGUUCCUCACCUCGCCGGAGCACUCCGCCGACACCGGCUUCUUCCGACGCUUCCUCCAGCGCCGGCGCAUAAACCAAUCGACGGCCCCACCACCGGUCUUCCUCUCCAUCCCCGUCGGGGAAAAACUGAAGGAGACGCUGAGAUCCAUCAACGUGGCCGGCGAACGGCUCCGCCUCAACGGGCUGAGCCCUCCGCUGCCGUCGCCGGCGACGGAUUCGGUUGAUGGAGUGUCGGUGAAGGAUGCAAAGAGGAUUUUGAUGUUUUCGAAGCUGGAGAGGUUGAGAUCGGCGAUUAGAGAGAUGCCGACGAACUCGAUUUCGUACGGGGAGUUUGUGAAGACUUGUGUGGAUUUCUGUGAGAAUCGAGAGGAAGGUUUGGAAUUUGCGAGGAUGCUGGAUGAGGGAGGGAACGUCAUCGUUUUGGGCGACGUCGUGUUCCUUCGGCCGGAACAGGUCGCGAAAUCAAUGGACCAAAUAAUUUUCCAGUCCAUAGCCAUCCCAAACGAUCCAAGAAGGGAAGAACUUGAACAGUUGGAGAAGCAAAAGGCUCAAAUCGACAAGAAAGCCCAAGAACUUGUUCGAGCGGAACUCUACUGUGGGCUGGGCUUCAUUAUUUUACAGACGCUGGGCUUCAUGAGACUAACCUUUUGGGAACUAAGUUGGGACGUGAUGGAGCCCAUUUGUUUCUUUGUCACCUCGGCCCACUUUGCCCUCGCGUAUGGAUUUUUCCUCAGGUCGUCGAAAGAGCCUUCUUUCGAAGGCUACUUUCAACGUCGUUUCAAGGUGAAGCAAGAAAAACUCAUGAAGGUUCACAACUUUGAUGUCGAAAAGUACAACGGGCUUUGCAGCGCCUUCUAUCCUAAUUAUGUCAACGUUACCAACAACAGGCAUUGUACGGGGUCAGAUUGUGUGGAAGGCCCAAUUUUUUAUGGAGUGCAUCGGUGAUACUAGUAGUAGAUGGAAAAACAAAUCCUCGAGAAUCAAACAUAGAGAGCGAAAGAGACCUCGCGUGAUUUUAGUAGCAGUUUGAAAGAUUGACCGAUUGGGACAAUCUCCAGAUCUAUGCUUAUUUUAACUUAUUACUACUAGCCUAGUGUUUCUGUGAGGUGUCAUGUUAAUUUGGGCUAUAUGGCAUCACUAGAAGAAUAAUACUAUUAUCAAAUACUGUUAGGCCCGUUUGUCUUGACCCGAUUUCUCAUGGGUUGUUGGACAUUAGGAGAUGGGCCUAGUACCCAGGUGUUUUAAGACUACAUUUUGCGGAUUGGACAAAUAUUUUGGGACGGAAGAAGUAUUUUUAACAUGGGAUGCGGACUAGAUUUGAGCAAGAAAGUGUAAUAAAAUAACCAACAAAAUUGGAGGGGUUGAGCCAAGAGCGUUUAUAUGGCGUCUUUAAUGGAAAAAAAAAUCAAGUUGGGGGAA